Messenger RNA from Vitis vinifera (wine grape), 1272 nucleotides. RefSeq lists its product as uncharacterized. The record is from RefSeq and is a predicted model, not a curated record. Gene Ontology annotation, molecular function: RNA-DNA hybrid ribonuclease activity; nucleic acid binding. Gene Ontology annotation, biological process: DNA integration. The transcript has 2 exons. The coding region runs from base 1 to 1272 and encodes 423 amino acids. Lineage: Eukaryota; Viridiplantae; Streptophyta; Magnoliopsida; Vitales; Vitaceae.
AUGGCCUUAGGAUGCAUGUUAGCUCAGCUUGAUGAUUUGGGGAAGGAGCGUGCCAUCUAUUAUUUGAAGUUUGAUAUUCAUUAUGUCACACAGAAGUCAGUAAAAGGAAGCAUUGUUGCAGAUCAUCUAGCUUCUUUGUCGAUAUUCGAUGACAAAUCGGUUGAUGAUGAUUUCUCUUAUGAGCAGAUCGUUUCAAUGACUAGUAUUACGGGAUGGCGGUUGUACUUUGAUGGUGCCGCCAAUCAGUCGGGGUUUGGCAUUGGUAUCUUGUUGAUAUCACCACAGGGUGAUCAUAUCCCUAGAUCAGUCCGGUUGGCAUUCUCCGAUCAUCACCGGUUGACGAAUAAUAUUGUGGAGUAUGAGGCUUGCAUUACAGGUUUGGAGACUGCACUUGAUCUUGGCAUUAGACAGUUGGAGAUCCACGGGGAUUCCAAUUUGGUUAUACAGCAAACUCAGGGUAUCUGGAGGACUCGGGAUGAGAAGCUAAAACCCUACCAUGCUUACUUGGACCUGUUGAGUGAUGGAUUUGAUGUGUUAAGGUAUAUACAUCUGCCCAGGGCGGAGAAUCAGUUUGCCGAUGCAUUAGCCACCUUGGCUUCUAUGAUUGUGAUCCCCACGGGGGUGACUGUUAGGCCAUUGCUGAUUGAAACUAGGUCUGCACCAGCUUACUAUUGUCUGAUUGGAAAGAUAGAGGAUCAGAUUGAGUUUCCAUGGUAUCACAAUAUUUAUCAGUUUCUGUCAUGCGACACUUACCCAGAGUCAACCUCGGCCAAGGAUAGGAGAGCAUUGAGACAGUUGGCCACCAGAUUUGUUAUUUGCGGGGAUGCACUGUAUAGGAGAUCACCUGAUGGCCUGUUAUUAUUAUGUCUAGACCGUACAUCUACAGAUCAAGUGAUGAGAGAGGUUCAUGCAGGGGUCUGUGGCCCACACAUGGGAGGUCAUAUGCUAGCGCGUAAGAUCAUGAGGGUUGGCUACUUUUGGUUGACCAUGGAAACAGAUUGUUGCCAGUUUGUACAGAGAUGUCAGGAGUGUCAGAUGCAUGGAGACUUGAUACACGUGCCACCUUCUGAGUUGCAUGCACUCACAUCCCCUUGGCCAUUUUCAGUAUGGGGUGUUGAUAUUAUUGGGAAGAUCUCGCCCAAGUCCUCCAAUGGUCACGAGUACAUCUUAGUAGCCAUUGACUAUUUCACCAAGUGGGUGGAAGCCGCUUCCUAUGCUAGAUUGACAGCGGCCAGGGUGACCAAAUUCAUCAGAUCGCACAUUAUCUACUGA